This is a messenger RNA of Seminavis robusta, 2355 nucleotides long. NCBI's taxonomy places the organism in Eukaryota, Bacillariophyta, Bacillariophyceae, Naviculales, Naviculaceae. The record is from the annotation of a GenBank genome assembly.
AUGUCAUCCAAAUGGCACGAAAAGAAGAACCGCUUGGCGGCGGCCAAGUUUGAACGGGAUUUGCAGAAUGCCCCCGAAGCGUCUGAAAUGCUCAAGAAUCAAACGUCCGAAGUCGCCAUGGGCGGCGGCGAAGAAGAAUUGUUUGAAAAGAAAAUGACCAAGGAAGAAAAAAAGGCCGCCAAGAAAGCGGCACGAGAAGCCAAACGGAAAUCCAAAAAAAGUGAUGACGACGACACUGCUACAAAGAGUAAGAGUGUCUCGGAAGUCAUGGCGGAAACCAAAGAUGCCGUACAAGAAGACAAGGCAGUCGAUGACGAUGGAUUGGAUCAUGAAACGGCCGAUGCGUUGGCGAGUGCUGGAACGAUUUGUACGUUUAGUGCGAGCAAAAAAGGCGUCGAUGCGCGGUCAAGGGACAUUAAUGUACAGAAUUUUACAUUGCAGCAUAUGGGUGCCGUCAUGUUGGAUGAAACGGAAAUUGUAUUGAAUCAUGGAAAUCGAUACGGAUUGAUUGGACGCAAUGGAUGUGGAAAAUCGACAUUGCUCAAAGCAUUGGGCGCCAGAGCCGUGCCGAUUCCUCGGGGGAUUGAUUUGUUCUUUUUGGACGAAGAAGUCGAACCCAGUGACACCGUGUCGGCACUGGAUGCCGUCAUGGCCGUUGAUGAACAACGAUUGCGAUUGGAAAAACAAGCCGAGGAACUCAAUCAAUUAUUGUCGACAUUGGCCGAAGGAGGAGGAGAUGAUGCGGAUGGAGAAGAGGACAAGACACCCGAGGAACAACAGGAAGAAGUCAUGGACGCGCUGAAUUCCGUCUACGAACGAUUGGAUGCUUUGGAUGCGAGUACAGCAGAAGUCAGAGCCAGAACCAUCCUCAAGGGAUUGGGAUUCACUCAUGAAAUGCAAGGAAAGAAAACGAAAGAUUUCUCGGGAGGAUGGAGAAUGAGAGUUAGUUUGGCCAGGGCGUUGUUCAUUCAACCAGUUUGCUUGCUGUUGGAUGAACCAACCAAUCACUUGGACAUGGAAGCCGUCAUUUGGUUGGAAGAUUACUUGUCCCGCUGGAAUCGCAUCCUCCUGCUAGUCUCCCAUUCCCAAGAUUUUCUAAACAAUGUCUGUACCCACAUGAUACAUUUCACACAUCGCAAAAAACUACACUACUACGAUGGAAACUACGAUCAAUUCAUCAAAACAAAAUCCGAAAAGGAAGAAAAUCAAAUGAAACAAUACAAGUGGGAACAGGAACAAAUCAAGAGCAUGAAGGAAUACAUUGCUCGAUUCGGACAUGGAACGGCCAAGAAUGCCAAACAGGCACAAUCCAAGGAAAAAGUCUUGGCCAAAAUGAUUCGGGCUGGAUUGACCGAGAAACCAGAUGAAGAAAAACCACUCAAUUUCAAAUUUCAAGAUCCGGGACAUUUGCCACCGCCCGUAUUGGCAUUUCACGAUGUCAAAUUCGGAUAUCCCAAUUGUGAACUCUUGUACUCGAAUGUCAAUUUUGGGGUCGAUUUGGAUUCUCGCGUGGCAUUGGUAGGACCCAACGGUGCGGGUAAAACAACCCUGGUCAAACUCAUGGCAGGAGAACUGCAACCGACAUUGGGAGACAUUCGACCACACGGUCACUUGAAGCUGGGACGGUUCACACAGCAUUUCAUUGAUGUGUUGGAUCUGGAAAUGACGCCACUCGAGUUCUUCGAACAGCAGUAUCCCAAUGAUCCUCGCGAGGAGCAGCGCAAGUAUCUGGGUCGGUUUGGCGUCAGUGGUCGAAUGCAAGUGCAAAAGAUGGCAGAACUCAGCGAUGGGCAAAAGUCUCGAGUGGUCUUUGCCAAGUUGGGUCGUGAUGUCCCUCAUAUCCUUCUGCUGGACGAACCGACCAACCAUCUUGACAUGGAAAGCAUUGAUGCCCUGGCCAAGGCGGUCAAUGAGUUUGAGGGAGGGUUGAUUUUGGUGUCGCACGACAUGCGUUUGAUUUCACAAGUAGCCCAAGAGAUAUGGAUUUGCGACAACAAGACCAUCACAAAAUACAAGGGCGACAUUCUCAACUUCAAGAUGGACAUGAGAGCCCAAAUGGGAAUUGAGGGUGAUCAGGUUGGCAAGCUCCGUGGCGAUGCCAGUGUCAAGAAAAAGGAAGGUUCGGAGCCACCCAAGCCACCCCCGCCCAAGAAGGAGCCCAAGCUGGAAGUAGUGCCCCCCAAGCCCAAGAAACCCGCGGAACUUCCCAAAGCGUCUCCUCCUCCCCCCAAGAAGGAAGAACCACCCAAGGAAGCUCCUGCUCCGGCACCUCCAGCCGAUGAUGGUAGGACGAGGUAUAUCCCGCCUCAUGUGCGUCGGAAAAUGCAGCAGGAACAGCAGCAGCAAUCGUCCUAA